UGCUGCGAGGAAAUCCGACCACUUUGAUGCGACAUCCUCAAGGGAUUGUAUUCUAUUCAAUUCUCAGGACGCACCGCUCCGGAUCACAGAACCGCGCAAAGGGGCACAGGCAUAUACAGUCACAGUGUUGUUUUUCGUUGCAUACCACAUGGGAUGUGGAGAUUGAGAUUGUUGCAUAGCGAUGCCGGUAUCACCAUCAUAGUCUGGACGGUUCGGGAGGGGAGCACAGUGAGAUGCGUUAGACAGCGCAAUGGUCUUAUGAGCUUUGGUUGUGCAUUGGGACUUGGGUUGCAUUGGUCGCUGCUUUCUUAUCGUUUCUGUUUCGGUUUGUCGUUUUGCGAGUGUGCAGGGCGUGGACAAUUAAUGUUGUUGGAUUUCCUUUCCUUGUAUAAUCACCACCAUUUUGGAUGCAUCUCCCCAUUUUUUGCUGAUCUCAAGCUCGCAUGGCUCAGGAUGGAAUUGGGUUACCUAGGACGAAGGAAUAUGAAGGAUAUGCCUCGUUUUCGUGUGAUGGAGUCGCGGUUCUUGGCCUUUGGAAUUCGGCAAUUUGCCGGUCCUUCUUUGUUGUUUGCUGGAGAGAUACCUCUCUCUAUCAACCUUGGUACUUAUUAGCUAGUAAUGAUGGAAUGGAUAUGUCGUUCCCCCUUUGACUUGACAUGAUGGACUGGAUCCUUCGAGUUAACGAUAGUGUA
Molecule: messenger RNA, 692 nt
Organism: Exophiala viscosa
Lineage: Eukaryota; Fungi; Ascomycota; Eurotiomycetes; Chaetothyriales; Herpotrichiellaceae
Exons: 1
Coding region: 154-612 (152 amino acids)
Source: RefSeq, a predicted model, not a curated record